Purpureocillium lilacinum is the source of this 2406-nucleotide messenger RNA. RefSeq lists its product as uncharacterized. The record is from RefSeq and is a predicted model, not a curated record. Gene Ontology annotation, molecular function: carboxypeptidase activity. Lineage: Eukaryota; Fungi; Ascomycota; Sordariomycetes; Hypocreales; Ophiocordycipitaceae.
AUGGGCAAGCUGCUCCCGUCCAAGCCAGACAAAAUGGCCAACGAGUCGACGCCCCUCAUUCAGACCGUGCGGGUAGGCCCUCCGCGGAGGAGAUACCCGCACCAGACGUGCCGGCGCUUCUGCACCCUCGCCUGCACGUGCGUCCUCAUCUUCGGCUUCAUCAGCUUCGCUCUCCAUGCCUUCCUCCUCUGGCCCUACCACCGCCAUCACGGCCACCACAGCCACCAUGCCUUGUCCAGGCACAACGGCAAAUCCCUGUCUCACGACAAGCUCAAGUCUAUCCUGCUCGACACCCCCUCGGCCAAGCACGCCAGGGAGUGGAGCCAGUACUAUACCUCGGGGCCUCACCUGGCCGGAAAGAACUUGUCACAGGCCGAGUGGACUAGGGACAAGUGGCAGGGCUGGGGCGUAAACUCCGAGGUCGUUGCCUACGACGUCUACAUCAACUACCCCGUUGACCACAGUCUGUCCCUGCUUUCCAAGUCGGAAAAGGCCAAGUCCUGGACCGUCGACUUCAAGGCUACCCUGACCGAGGACGUACUGGAGGAAGACCCAACCACUGCACUCGACAACCGCGUUCCCACCUUCCACGGCUAUUCUGCGAGUGGAAACGUGACCGCGUCCUUCGUCUACGUCAACUACGGCACCUACCGUGAUUUUGAGGACCUAGUCGAGGCCGGCAUCGACCUCAAGGGCAAGAUUGCCAUCGCCAAGUAUGGCGGCGUCUUUCGGGGCCUCAAGGUCAAGCGCGCACAGGAGCUUGGCAUGGUCGGCACGCUCAUCUACAGCGACCCUGGUGACGAUGGCAAGCACACUGAAGAGAACGGCUACAAGCCGUAUCCUGAUGGCCCUGCUCGCAACCCCAGCAGCGUUCAGCGCGGCAGUGUGCAGUUCCUCAGCGUGCGCCCAGGUGACCCGUCAACGCCUGGUUAUCCCUCUAAGCCCGGCGCCCCGCGAGCACCAGUCCACGACUCCACGCCGUCCAUCCCCUCCAUCCCCAUCUCAUAUGCCGAUGCUAUCCCUAUUCUGAAGGCUCUUAACGGUUACGGCCCCAAUUCUACAACGUUCAACAAGUACUGGAACCGCAACCUGGGCCUCGCCCACAAGGGCGUCAGGUACAACAUCGGCCCGUCGCCAGACAAUGUUGUCCUCAAUUUGUACAAUGAGCAGGAGUACACCACCACUCCCCUUUGGGAUGUUAUCGGCGUCGUCAACGGAACCAUCCCCAACGAGGUCAUCGUGGUCGGCAACCACCGAGACGCUUGGAUUGCCGGCGGAGCUGCCGAUCCCAACAGCGGAUCUGCCAUCCUGAACGAGGUGAUUCGCAGCGUUGGCAAGGCCGUCGACGCCGGGUGGAAACCCCUCCGCACCAUCGUCUUUGGCAGCUGGGACGGCGAGGAGUACGGUCUCGUCGGAAGCACCGAGUGGGUGGAGGAGUUUUUGCCUUGGAUCUCUGACGCCAACGUCGCCUACAUCAACGUGGACGUCGGCGCGUCUGGCCCCCAGUUCGAGGCCGCGUCGGCCCCCUUGCUCAAUAAGGUCCUCCGUGAAGCCACCAAGAUGGUCCUUUCUCCCAACCAGACCACCAAGGGCCAGACCGUCGGAGACGUGUGGGACGGCAAGAUCCGCACCAUGGGAAGCGGCAGCGACUUCACCGCGUUCCAGGACUUCGCCGGCGUCCCCUGCAUCGACAUGGGCUUCAAGGCCGCCCCCGAGAGCCCCGUCUACCAGUACCACAGCAAUUACGACAGCUUCUACUGGAUGGACAAGUACGGCGACCCGGGCUUCAAGUACCACGAGGCCAUGGCGCAGGUCCUCGGCGUGCUGCUGGGCGAGCUGUCCAACACCAUCGUCAUCCCUUUUGGCGCCACCGAGUACGCCGACGCCCUGGACGGCUACCUCGACCAGGUCGAAGAUCGUCUCAAGGCGGCGCGCGAGCCCACCUCCGAGGCCGACAUCUUCGCGCUCCGCGGCGCCCUCACCCCCAAGGAGGUCACGGGCAGCGCCGACGCCUUCGAGGAGAGCCUCCGCACCGUCCGCCGCUCGCUCGUCGCGCUGCGCGUCAAGGCCGCCGAGCUCGACGACCUCGCGGCCUGGGCCAACCGCAAGCUCGACGACGGCAUCCCCUGGUGGAACAUCAUCGGCAAGAUCAAGCUGUGGAUCACCAUCGCAAAGGUCAACGUCCAGUACAAGUAUUUCGAGCGCCACUUCCUCUUCGAGGGUGGCCUGGACAGCCGCAGCUGGUUCAAGCACGUCGUCUUUGCGCCUGGCCUGUGGACGGGCUAUGCCGGAGCCGUGUAUCCUGGUCUGAUGGAGAGCAUCGACGCCAAGGACUAUAACAACGGCCUUAAAUGGGCCGGCAUCAUCGACCGCUGCGUCGUCAAGGCCACGCAUAGCAUCAAGUAG